Molecule: messenger RNA, 1456 nt
Organism: Lontra canadensis (Northern American river otter)
Lineage: Eukaryota; Metazoa; Chordata; Mammalia; Carnivora; Mustelidae
Gene: UBAC1
Product: UBA domain containing 1
Exons: 10
Coding region: 166-1389 (407 amino acids)
Molecular function (GO): protein binding
Source: RefSeq, a predicted model, not a curated record
GGCGACCGCUGGGCCCGCGGCAAGUGACGGGCGGCCGGCCGAGGGGAGCCGGGGCGGGGCGGCGGCGGCCAGCGAGCGAACGCGCGGGCGGCCUGGCCCCGCCCCGGUGACCUUCACGGCCUGGGCGGCGGGCGCAGGCCGGGCGGCGGCGGCGGCGGCGGCGCGAUGUUCGUGCAGGAGGAGAAGAUCUUCGCGGGCAAGGUGCUGCGGCUGCACAUCUGCGCGUCCGACGGCGCCGAGUGGCUGGAGGAGGCGACCGAGGACACGGAGGUGGAGAAGCUCAAGGAGCGCUGCCUCAAGCACUGUGCCCAUGGGAGCUUGGAAGACCCCAAAAGCGUGGCCCAUCACAAACUGAUGCACGCUGCUUCGGAGAGGGUGCUGAGUGACGCCAAAACAAUCUUGGAGGAGAACGUCCACGACCAAGAUGUCUUGUUGUUGAUAAAGAAACGUGCUCCGACUCCACUUCCUAAGAUGGCUGACGUCUCGGCAGAAGAAAAGAAGAAACAAGAGCAGAAAGCCCCAGACAGAGAGGCUAUCUACCGAGCCACCGCCAACGUGCCGUCCCACAACAUGGACCGGGCCGAGGUCCAGACCAACAUCAGGGACUUCCAGACAGAACUCCGGAAGAUCCUGGUGUCGCUCAUCGAGGUGGCGCAGAAGUUAUUGGCGCUGAACCCGGACGCGGUUGAACUAUUUAAGAAGGCGAAUGCAAUGCUGGACGAGGAGGAGGAUGGCAGAGUGGACGAGGCCGCCCUGCGGCAGCUCACGGAGAUGGGCUUCCCGGAGACCAGGGCCGCCAAGGCCCUUCGGCUGAACCACAUGUCGGUACCUCAGGCCAUGGAGUGGCUGAUCGAGCACGCGGAAGACCCGACUGUUGACACGCCUCUCCCAGGCCAGGCCUUGCCGGAAGGGGCACAGGCCGAGGCUGCCCCCGAGGCCGCCCCAGAGGCUUCUGGGACGAGCACGGGAGACGAGGAGCCCAGAGAUGAGCUAACGGAGAUCUUCAAGAAGAUCCGGAGGAAAAGGGAGUUUCGGGCUGACUCUCGGGCGGUCGUUGCGCUGAUGGAGAUGGGCUUCGACGAGAAGGAAGUGAUGGACGCCCUCCGAGUGAACAACAACCAGCAGAAUGCCGCUUGCGAGUGGCUGCUGGGAGACCGGAAGCCGUCCCCCGAGGAGCUGGACAAGGGCAUCGACCCCGACAGCCCUCUCUUCCAAGCCAUUCUGGAUAACCCGGUGGUGCAGCUGGGCCUGACCAACCCAAAAACGUUACUAGCGUUCGAAGACAUGUUGGAAAACCCGCUCAACAGCAGCCAGUGGAUGAAUGACGCAGAGACGGGGCCGGUCGUGCUGCAGAUCUCCCGGAUCUUCCAGACCCUGAACCGCGCGUAGGCCACACGGCCGCCCCGCCCUGCUGCCCUGCGCCUGUCCCGGGAGCUCGGGCUGGCUGCAGCCGCAC